This is a messenger RNA of Clupea harengus (Atlantic herring), 511 nucleotides long. RefSeq names its product receptor-transporting protein 3-like. The record is from RefSeq and is a predicted model, not a curated record. Gene Ontology annotation, molecular function: olfactory receptor binding. Lineage: Eukaryota; Metazoa; Chordata; Actinopteri; Clupeiformes; Clupeidae. The coding region runs from base 1 to 489 and encodes 162 amino acids. The transcript has 2 exons. Gene Ontology annotation, biological process: protein targeting to membrane; protein insertion into membrane.
AUGUCAUUUCAGGACUGGAAGCGUAUUUUUGAGGAGAAGACUGAAGAGCUUCAUGGUGACAGCUGGAGUAUUGAGUUUGAUGACUCCAUUGAGCCAGAGAACCCAGCUCAUAACUGGUAUCAGUACAUCCGGGGAGCUUUUGCAAGGUUCACCUGCUCCAAGUGUAAGAGGACUUGGCCCUCCAAAAGGGUGCUGGUUGUGUUUGAUUUUCAGCUGCAGGAAAGGACAAAGACGGGAACAGUCAAAGCGCGUCGGUUCCGACAGAACUGCAAAAGGUGCCAGGAAGCCAAGAUGGAGGAGCCCCAGUUCGAGCUAGAGAACAUUGAGGUGCUGCUGGACAAGCUGGUUGAGAGAAUCCGCAUGAGGUGUUACAGGGAAAACCUGGGCCAGAACAACAGGGGGUUUCGACCUGUUGGGAUAUCCGAGGGACCACACGAGUCUUCUCACUGUGAGGCCUGCCAAAAAGGCAUCUGCCGAAAAUCUGAAUAAAACGGCUUUACUGUAGGGCGCU